GAAAUUUGUUGCUGCGUUUGAGACUUAAUAUGGCGCAAAAAGCGUUCAGUCUACAGCCAAUGAAGCGUCAAUUGAUCGACGUCGCUACUGACAAUCAACAGGCUUCAGAUAUGUCUGUAUUACUACCUAACGCAUGGACUCCUAGAAUUUCGAGACCUCGGCGACCAAAUCCCAUAAAAUUCACUCCUGGUGAAGCAGAAAUGAAAUUUUCUAGCUCGAUUGUCAAAAGAAAAGAAAUAAGAAUUAAAGGAAAACUUUUAGUUCGUGUACCAAAAUUUAGUACAGAAGAAGAAGAUCCAGAUCGGAUUAGCAUGAGAGAAAUUCUUAGUUCUCUAAAUUCGUCCUGCUCCCAUUACGAUGUAUGUCAAUCAAGUUUAUAUCGCCCCCCUAUUCUUCAAUUGCCAGAAAAGGCCUCCUCUCUAGCUACUCGAAAAAAGACAACAAUUGAAAAGGUUCUUAAAAAGACCGCACCGCCAACAUUUCUCGCGCAAAAAAGGAGAGAUUAUAUGGAAAGAUCGCUCUGGUUGCCAAUGAAUACAAGAGCAAAUUUAAGAGAUGGUCCUUCAAUUAUUAAAACUUUCUACGAAGAUUUACCAGAUUGGAGGAGAACUAAAAAAACCGAGUUAGAAAUAUCGAAUCAAUUCAGACAAACAAAACACUUUCAGCCAAAUCCUGACUACCUUGCUCUUAAUUGUAGAAAGAAGAGUUUGUCAAGCCUAACAAAUUCUGAUCAAUCAGAAAUAAAGAGUGAAGCCAGCGUUAAAAAGGUAAAAAUAUUCCUUCCACUCAAAUAGACUUAAAAAAGGGACAGUAUCUGAAACCGAUUAUGUAUGUGCUAUCGGAUAUGGCUGUAAAAGAAAAAGGAGAAAAUCUAUAAAAUACAAAAGAAUAUCGAAUGGUGAGCCGUCAUAUACAAAUAGCGGAGUGGAUAUCCCAAUUUGGGGUUUUCUUCUUGAACACUUUUAUUUUCUUUUCUUCAAUAAAAACAAAUAUAUAUGUAUUUACA
Molecule: messenger RNA, 1006 nt
Organism: Dimorphilus gyrociliatus
Lineage: Eukaryota; Metazoa; Annelida; Polychaeta; Dinophilidae
Source: the annotation of a GenBank genome assembly